Argiope bruennichi is the source of this 996-nucleotide messenger RNA. RefSeq names its product heat shock protein beta-1-like. Gene Ontology annotation, biological process: response to heat; protein refolding. Bases 131 to 676 code for a protein of 181 amino acids. Gene Ontology annotation, molecular function: protein folding chaperone. The record is from RefSeq and is a predicted model, not a curated record. The transcript has 3 exons. Lineage: Eukaryota; Metazoa; Arthropoda; Arachnida; Araneae; Araneidae.
AGAGAGCGAGUAUAACUUUACCGCCUCUUGGGUCAGAGCAAUUGCUUGUGUCUUAGCUUCUCGGACGGAACUUUCAAUUCCACUUGUUUGUUUUUCUACCUCUGCUGUCAAGAACCAGUAAUAUAAAACCAUGUCUUUCGAACGUCGCCUCCCUCUCUUGAGAACAGACUUCAGCGUGAUUGACCGCGAGUUCAGCUCGAUCCGCGAGAAGUUCGACCAGGAGAUGAAGAUGAUGGAGGAGGAGAUGAACCGCUUCCGCUCUCAGCUUCUCGAGCGGGAGGUGCCUCGCAUCCAGAGCCACACCGCCACCACAGGCACGGACGGCGCCACCACUCACAGAUCUGAAGUGAGGACGUGGCUGGAUGGACUCAGCUCUCCCCUCAUCCAAGACUCUGACGAUGGAAAGAGGCUCAGGCUACGGUUCGACGUCAGCCAGUACCAACCCGAGGAAAUUGUUGUCAAGACCGUGGACAAUAAACUUCAGGUCCAAGCAAAGCACGAAGAAAAAACCGACACAAAAUCGGUGUACCGUGAAUACAACAGAGAAUUCCUCCUCCCCAAAGGAACAAACCCCGAAGCCAUCAAAUCAUCCCUUUCCACUGACGGCAUUCUAACGGUGGAGGCCCCUCUACCCGCCAUUGAAGGCAUUCACAUGAUUCCAAUCGAAAACAAAUGAACAUUCUCAGCUGUUUUCUGUUUUUAUCUUAGACAAUUUUUCAGGCCAAUUAAUUACUUCAAAGAACCUCAUGAACUUUUAGUAGAUUGAAUUGUAACCUAAAGAAAAUAGAAAGAAAUACUUAAAAAUAGUAAAAUUUAAUGUGCAAAUACUAAACACAAUAGCAGUUUUUGUCUAGUAAAUUGUAGCCUUCAACUUUCCAUAUUUCUUUUUUACUCGCCAGCACUUGUUCGUAUAAAUUUGUUUUACAACAAUAUCGACAUAUCUGUGAUGAAACAUUGUAUUACAUUUGAAAAUAAAAUGAUGACUUUAUUGUUUAA